Molecule: messenger RNA, 1563 nt
Organism: Cornus florida
Lineage: Eukaryota; Viridiplantae; Streptophyta; Magnoliopsida; Cornales; Cornaceae
Product: inactive protein RESTRICTED TEV MOVEMENT 2-like
Exons: 2
Coding region: 162-1427 (421 amino acids)
Source: RefSeq, a predicted model, not a curated record
AUAACUUGUACAAAGUUCUCAUGUUUACAGAGAUAUAUAUAUAUACACACACACAUACAUAUCUGUAUAAAAACACAUAGUACCUAACCAACAAUUUCAUCAAACAUUUCACAGUCUUGUAAUUUGUUCAUAGAGGAAGAUCAAAGCAAAGAGGGACAGAAAUGGCAAUGAGAACGUCUCGAACCAGUGGAACUGCACCGAGCCGUCCUCCCCGAGCCAUGGGGCGUCCUGUGUAUGAAGAUUUUAAGCCCGUCUCAGAAUUGAAAGAAGAAGAAGAAGGAGGAGCUGAUGUACUAUAUCUUUAUCUUCCCGGUUUUAUGAGGGAACAAGUAAAGGUUUCAACUGAAGGCCAGAAUACACUUAGGGUUCGCGGGGAGCGCCUAGUUGGGGCGAACACAUGGAGCCGUUUCCAGGAAGAUUUUCCCAUUCCAGAAAACUGCAAUACGAGAGAGAUCCGUGCCAGUUUUGAGGGUGGAACUCUUGCCAUUACAAUGCCGAGGAAAAUCAUCCCCCAAGUUAGCCCUAAGGUCGAAGCCAAGACAACCCGAGAAGCUCUGAUCCCUCAGGAGGCCACGAGCAAGCAAAGAGAUGCCAAGAAUGUCCAGCCUUCGAGCCCUCCAAAACCUGCAAACCAGCCAAUGCCUCAAAAAGUUCAAUAUGGCGGUACCCCUCCAAAGGAUUCUCCAGUAAAGACUCAGAAGGGUCCUCAAGAAGACGUUCCAGCAAAAUCUGAUCUGAACGCUGAUAACGCGAAGCAAAGAGACGCCAAGAUUGUCCAGCCUUCGAGUCCUCCAAAACCUGCAAGCCAGCCAAUGCCUCAAAAGGCUCAAUAUGACGGUGCCCCUCCAAAGGGUUCUCCAGUAAAGCCUCAGAAGGGACCUCAAGAAGACAUUCAAACAAAAUCUGAUCCCAACGCUGAAAACGCGAAGCAAAGAGAUACCAAGAUUGUCCGGCCUCCGAGCCCUCAGAAAGCUGCAGGCGAGCCAAUGCCUCGAAAGGUUCAAGAAGACAAUAUCCCUCCAAAAGGUACUCCAACCAUCGGUGGCAACAAACAGACAGAUGGGAGGAGUACUGGUACCCAAAAACAAACAGAAGAAAAGAGUACCCAACUUAUGGAGACAAAACCUAGGAAACUUACGAGGAAGAUCGUAGAGAAAGUAAAAGAAAGUGGUGAUAAAAGAAAAGAAUCAGUGGAGGCUAAAAAGAGAAGAGGAGAGAGUGACCGAAUUGUCGGUACCCAAGAAGUAAUUGCCGGUGGUAGUGGUAAUAAACUGGAGAGUUAUAUACAGGCAGUGAAGGGUCUUGUCAGAGGCACGAGUGAAGAGAGACAACUGAUGGUGAAUAUGGGUGUUGCUGCUCUGGUGAUUGUGGCUCUUGGGGCUUCUAUCGCCUACAACUUUGGGUCCUCUGGGAAAUCCAAAGACUAGUUCUUUUAGUAGAUCCAUAUUACAUGUUACAAUAAUACAUGGGUAUAUACACACUUUACUACCUCAUGCUGUAAAUAACAGUGCUUUCUGUCCAUAACAUGAAUAUUAAUAAACAAAGUACAUCAAGUGAUAAAAA